UAUAUAAACAUAUAUCCCUAGAGAUGAAACCACUCGUUUAUAACUUCCGGUUUAACUCUUCUCCUUCACCAUUGUCCGAUUUAUAAAGCUUAUAAAAGACUUAGGUACGGUAUCAUUUUCCCAAGAGACUAAAUCUCCUUCAAACCACGAAAUAACUCAUUUGUGAUCAUCAUCUCUUUGCUCUUUCCUUUGCCUCUUUAUUAUUUCUUCAAUAUACUUGAUCUUCUGGUGGAGAAGAACCAUGUCGAGAAUACACCCAGCUGAUGAGAGUAAAAAAUAUUGCCAAAAGUACUGGUUAAAUCAUGGUCUUAAUAAUCAUGUCGAUAAUGAUCAAGGGCUCUCAGUGCUCACCGUGUGGAAGAGAUCGAGUAUGAGCUUCCAGGGGACUGACGGCUUCACUGUGUUCAACAACCAUGGUAGAUUGGUCUUCCGAGUUGAUAACUAUUCAAGGAAAAACUCCUGCGUUAAAGGAGGCCUUGUUCUCAUGGAUGGAACUGGCAAACCAUUGCUUACUCUGAAACCUCAGAUAUUCAGCAUCCAAUACCAGUGGAAUGCAUACAGAGGAUCAGAAGAGAGCAGUCCAAAAUCAAACAAAGUGUUCUCAAUGAGAAGCAAGUCAUCACUGCUUUUCACAAACAUGGAUAAAAACGCAGAAGCAGAAGUAUUCUUCGAAAGAGAGGAUCAGAAUCAGAAAGCUAGCCAACAAAAAUCCGAUUUCAGAAUCGAAGGCUGCUUCUGGAGGCGCAACUGCAAGAUCAGGAACAGAAAUGGGGAGGUGGUAGCCCACAUAGCCAGAAAGAAAGUAAACGACAGAGUGUUGCUCGGCGACGACGUUUUCAGCCUUGUCGUUCAACCGGGAUUUGAUGCUCAGUUAAUUAUGUCGUUUGUAAUUAUAUUGGAUCGUAUUUGUGGGAAGCCAUAUGCCCCAGUUUUGUGUUCUUAAAUUAAUCAUGUAUAAUAUUAAUUAAU
Messenger RNA from Humulus lupulus (European hop), 969 nucleotides. Its product is annotated as protein LURP-one-related 8-like. The record is from RefSeq and is a predicted model, not a curated record. The coding region runs from base 242 to 943 and encodes 233 amino acids. The transcript has 2 exons. Lineage: Eukaryota; Viridiplantae; Streptophyta; Magnoliopsida; Rosales; Cannabaceae.